AGGCGUCCAAGUGAAACCCAAACACAGCAUUCGAAGAAAUUAAAAGGUGAGAGCUUGUUUAUAAGAACGGUGAAGUAAUACGGACAGCAAAACAGCUGCAACUUCCAACAAUUUCCUUGAAAUCAAAAUUAGUUGCCAAGUUACGCCAAUUUUGUCGCUCACCAGAACGUUGACUUCCGUUAAUUUCUUACUCUUCCGUAAAUGUGUUACUUGAAAAUUUUUUCGAUAUUGUUCUUUAUGAACAAUGACGAAGGAUUUCUCUAAAGUCCAUCGCCCGAUUGUUGCUUCAACACCUUUUUCAAAAUUUGCAUAAUUAGUCUUUCUCACGCAAUGCGACCAGGCUUUUCCCGCCAUUUUUGGGUGGCAAACCGCACGGGGAAAACAGACGGCAACAAGCGAAGGAGUGAAUUUAAUUUAGUGAAGUAAAAACACAAAUGGGUUAACUUUUAUCCGUAUAUUAUUGAUGUAACUUUAUAUUUCUUUCUUAUCUUGUAAUUAUGAGGUAAUUAUGGGGCCACAAGUUAUCAGCCUAUCGCUGCCAUGUCAUGCCACCCUCCUGAAAUAAAGUUGUUAUUAUUAUUAUUAUAACACAGUACUUUUACUUCACUAAAUCACUACUUCACUUGUUAACAUCUUUUGUUCCUUCACGAUUUACGACCCAACAAUGGCGAACACGGUCUGCUCUAACUCAGCCAUAUAAAAUGUUUAAAAUGAGUUUGUUACUACCCUCCUGACGAUGGAAUUUUAUUUUAUUGGGAAAGUCCGUACCGUUGGUUUUCUGAACGCUCAUGUAAAAACCAAUCAAAAUUCUGCAUUUUGCGGAUGGACUGCACAGCCAUGUAAUAAAUAAAUUGUUUCUGACCAGUUGAUACAGGAAAGUUGUCAUCGAAAACAGGGACACUAGCUCGGAAGCGAGAAUUACGAGAUAUGUUGGAACAACAGGAUGAAGGAUAUGAAGAUGACGCCUUCGAAGGAACUCCAUUUAGAAGCAAAAAAGUUAGCAGAAAGCUACAGGUAUUUACAUGCAUGAUUCAUGUUUAUUGAAUUUUUGUCAGAUAUUCUCUGUUUCUCCUCGAGGUUUUAUAAAAGAAAGUAAAGUUUGGACGAAAAUGAACAUGCAUGUCCAUGUGCAUCCUGGCGGUCCCUGUUUGAGGCAGCACUUUCCUUGCGAUAGUAAAUCCUACUUGUAUUUCCGGUAAUUUCCCAUUCUAGCACAGAGUAUCCCCAGUUUAUAUGGACAACUCAGUUGAUGUUGCUGACGGCUUCCAUGAUAAAGAUUGCAGUAGAACACCGAUGAACCGUCUGCGACCAAAAGGACCGCUAUCGACGGGAAAAUCUCAAAUUGGCAUCAUGACUCCAGGCUUACUGGACAUUGUAAAUAGGUAAAUUAUCACUUCAAAGAUGUAAUUUUUCUAUAUGCUCGGCCGAAGAUAUAUUUCCAUCGUUUAAGUAAUUGUUUAUGUACUGUCAUUUGUCGGGCCGAUUUCGCAUCCACUUGUGGUAUUUGAAAGAUACGAGGUUGAUGUUGAAGCAAUUUGUCAUUAACGUCGUCAAAAACUGAAAGUUUACUAUAUAUAUUAUGUUAGUGAUUAUAUAACUGGAGUGGUAAUAAGUUUUAAUAUGGCCAAAGUUUAGGAGUUAGCUUUUCAAAUAUAUGGACAAUUUCUGAUGCUUUUACUACAAAAAAAUUACAAUUGCUCGGCAUUUUUAUUAUUUAUGUCGUUUCAACUUUGCUAUUGUUAAUUUAUCGUUAAUGUGAUAAAUAUGGAAAGAUUUUUACCCCUUACUCCGGAAAUAAAUGAGUAUGUUCUAUUUCAAAAUUUUACAAAAAUUAUUCAUUCUAUGAAACAGUUUGGCAUAUUAGAAAACACAGGUAUACCCAAUUAGCCUUUUCCCAAAAGAGCUAGAUCACAGUGCAUUCUAGGAUCGUUUGGAGGGACAAAAUAUAUGGUGAUAGGCGUCAAAUAUAUGAAAGAGUAGAAGUAUCUACUAUCAAAUAUCAACUUUUUAGACGACCAAAAAUGAAAUAUCUCCUUUUUACAUUAAACUUUUAAUUUAAAUGUGUGCUGCCAUAUUUUUGUCCCUCCAACAUGGGAUUUGCGCGAUCCAGGACUUUGGGAAAUGGCUAAUAGCAGGAUAAACGUAUAACCUGACAAACCGAUAAACGGAUAUCAGAUAAGACUGAGGACUGUACUCAAUCGCUAAAACGCUGACUGGCACCAGUUUAUCCCAGACCGGCUAUUUUAGGGAAGCGGGGAAGAAUCAAGAAUAAUGAAAGCUGGAAUCUCGCGAAAUUGUUAUAAUUUUAUUUGGUGUUCGUAUUGCCCAAUGAUUCUGGUCAUAUAUAAUUUAGCUUACUACAGUGAUAUAGAAAAGUAGACCCAUGCGAUGAAAUGUGUUGGUUCAUAUAGAUAUUGUUAUAAUGUAGUUUAUCAUAGUGGAACUUAAUGAUGGUACUGUAGAUUAUGAAUGCAGUUUUUUUAUGAUUAUAUGAAUGAUUAUGAAUGCAGUUUUUUUUAAGUAUAUCAGAUAAGAGGACUGGACUCAAUCGCUAAAACGCUGACUGGCAACAAUUUAUCCCAGACCGCCUGAGACCGGCUAUUUACCAUUAUUGGACCUAGACAUUAUUAGAGUAUACUAAAAAAUACAAUAAUUUAUUUUGCGCAGAGAUGAUGUUGAUCGUUAUGUCAAUCAGUUAAAAAGACGAAAACUACGUAAUAUGCAGCGUAAGACGGUAGGUUUUUCCAUCCAAGGAUUCUUAUUUAUACUUUGACGAACAAACUUUAAACUUUCACAAUAAGUUAUACUAUCAAGUUACGAAUUGCAUGGAAUUGAAGGCACAGAAGUUUAAAAAACUUUUCCAGCAACAAAAGGUGGCCGUAACUCGCCAACCUAAAUUCGCCCUCUCCCUAACAUUUCGCGACGUGGCCGCUGAUAUUAUUCUGAAAGUAUGACUUAUGUACUGUUUAAUAAACGAGCAGGAGUGUUUUAUUAGGUUUAUGGGUGGGUAAACAAAAUUUUAUGGGUGGAAAUGGGUGGGUUGAAUAAAAAUUCACCAAGCCAAGGGAUGGUAAAGUAAUAAUCAUUAAGUUGGAAAAUACUAAAAUAUUUGUAUUAUUUGUUUUAUUAAAAUCGAAUAAAUAUCAUUUACUUUAUAUAUCGAUUUGCGAAGUAAUCCAUUUGAACCUGCCAUAACAGUCAUGAUAAAGUGUCAGAGUUCAUACUUGCUGGCUUUUUUGUUCUCUCAAAACUCAAAUAAGUCAAUUUAGCUUUUAAGUAAGUAAAUUGACAAAAUUAAGUUAGGUUGGGUCUAAGAUUUUUGAAUGAGUGCUGGGGUUGGGUGGAGAAAAUAUUUUUUUUUGAAGGUUGGGUCACUAAAAAAUUUGGCCAAGAAAAUGUUUCUCCUCAGUGCCCCCCCCUCUCCCCCGCCAUAAAUAAUGACCGGUCCCUAAGAAGGCAAGGCAAAUGCUAGGGUAAUAACGAUAUAUUAGUGAGCUUAAGCAAGCGACGUUCUCAACACGGACGUCACCCGAAAAUUCUAAUUUUGACGGCAUUUUUUGCUGCCGAGCCUCAGCUCGGCAGCACACUAUUCUUAACGUUACAUGACGUUCUUGCUUUUUCGUGUCCAGUCCCCGCGGCCGAGUUAUGUAUAGUCGAAUAGCGAUUUUCACUCGGUGGAGAUUUCGGCAUUCCAGGGGGCUCAUUAAGUAUUCAAGUUGGUUUGUAAAAUGAGGGGGUUGUUCAACAAAAUUUUCUUCAAUGAUGCGAGCAGGCUGCUCAAAUAUGUGUCUUUUAAGUGUUUCACCUGAAAUUUUCAGUACAUAAAGUAGUAAUAUCUGUAUGUUUAGUUCAUAUACUUAGUGUUUAUUUAUCGAUGUGAUGAACCGGUUUAAUAAAGUUGCGAAUAUCGAGGGUAACAGCCUGGGUUCAUGCUACCAGCUACCUACUUGGCUACUUUAUGGCUACCUACUACAAAUCGCUGGCUACUAUGUAUAUGAAAGAGUUUAAGAAUUUAUAAACUAUUGUUUGUUCAAAGUCGAGUAAUGUAUUGUCAUUAUAAUUUUAUUUUGACAUUAGUCAAAUGUCCACAAUGGCACAAUAUGUCUUACAGUAUUAAAAUUCGCGCAGUACUAGAAUUCGCGCAGCGCUGGGUGAGCAAAUUUUAGCACUGCGCGAAAUAUAAUCCGCGCGAAAAACGUUGUGGUAGUAAAGAUAAAGCGUGCGUUUAAAAUAACAAGAACUAAAACACUUAUUGCAUGGUUCUUAUUUGCCUAGUAUUAAUACAAUAAUAGUACGACGCGAAUUUUAACAAGUAAGGUAUGGUAUCAUAUUUCAUUAUAUAUAAACGAACAAUGUAAACUAGCCAUACAUUUCGCUGAACAUAACUUCGGCCCCUUUGGACAUAUCUUUUUCGUUAUAGUCUCAUUCGAACCAGAAUCCAAAACACUAUUCACAGUGUUAUUUUCAAGCUUGUGUCUUCAGAUUUUCAUCUUUUAUUUCGGUAUUUACAGAAUAUUUAUAUUUUUAGCGCGGCCCGUGAAACGUUCCUACAUCAAAACAGCUGUUUACAUCCUAGGGGUUUGGAAAAACCGGAAAUCGAUUCUACAGGUCAAAGUACUGCCAGUGGCAUGGUUUGCACGUGCAUCGGGCUAUAUACGCAUACACGCAAGCAUACACGUGGCGCGCGCGUGCGAGUAAAAACCCUAUAUUUUGAAAAAUUCAAAAUAAAUAUUUCUACUCGCCUUAUUCAAACGAAACUUCCUACACGAAAGCGCUUUAAUACAAGGAGUAUUUUACUCAUAUUGACUCCAGCGACGUGCUGGGGUCUUGAAAAGGACAACGAAUGAGCAACGUCUGAUGAGGCCCAGGCCCAGUGAUGGAUGGAUCAAGAUUGGGGCGGGGGUAUUACUGAUCAGUAAUGUUUUUGUAAAUUUAGAUUUUUUAAAUAUAAAUUGUAAUAUCUUAAUCUUGAUUUUCAGAAUUAAAAUCUAUACUUUAAAGUUAAAAUCUGCAAUUAGAAACAACAAAAAUCGUAAAAAUUUAAAUUGGGGUGACGAGAAAUUAAGUCGUUUACUGGCACUGACGAGUAAAAUUGUCUGGCGUUGAUAGCAGGGCCGUAGCAACCGGGGAUCUGGGGUCUUCAGCCCCGUCCCCCCCCAAAAAAAACAACUUGUAAACUAGCGAUAAUCUGUGAAGUUUGAGAGGGAUAUAAUUACCUAAUAAUCGCCCCUGACUAAUCAGCUCCCCCAAUACAAAAUUGCUUCCUACAGGUAGUGGAUAGGCAGUAACUAUUAAAGUACGGCGCAUUGCCAGCCAGUGGCGGUUAAUAAGAGACAUUAGCAGAUACUGACAGUACAACUGACAAGUAAAAUCGUCUGGCGUUACAGAGUGUAAAUUUGUCUGGCGUUAGACAGAGUUAAUACUAAAGUGGGGUGCAUUGUCAGCUAAUGGGUAUGCCGUUUAUCCACUUUUGACCCAAUGGCAACUUUUUCAUGUUGGUUAUUUACUCAUGUUCCGUGCACGCAAUUUAAGAAUAAGUUCAUUGGGUCAAAAGUAAACUCCCCUUUGGAGUGGUUUUGCAUUCAGUUGAUGUGGCAAAAAAGGCAGCACUUUCCUUGCGAUAGUAACUCCUAGUUUAAAAAAUUUAUUUAGCUUUGCCAACUAAGGCAGGGCCACCACAACAGCAUAUUUUGCAUCAUAGCGCUCGUGUAAGGAAGCAAACAAUUUUAAAAAUCAAUGUUGAAGAUCACCACAAACUGACACAAAAACAAUUUUUAAUCCAGUCCCCCAUUGGCAAGAGGCCGUCCGUGUUGACAAAACGUCGCUUGUUAAGCUCCCUAAUACCAUGAUAAUGGCCGCGGGUGUAUGAUUGCAAACAAAAGUUAUCAGUGUUUGUUGACUCGUUCUUUAGAAAUAUAUUGUUUUAUUGUGUUUGAUUGUUAUAAUCGACCAAUCACAGAACCUGUUCCUUUGGCUUUGUGAUGACCCUGUUUGAAUUUUGAUGAAACUUCCGAAGAAAAUAAAUUAAUAUUCAACAAAUACCGGGCUGAUACCUUAGUGUUUUGAAACAACACCACAGAAUAAAGAUCAGUAACAGAAGGGCCACUCAGCGGUGCAACGUGUCCGCGUUUUUUUAUGCAAAAAUAUGCAGUUUACUGGCCAGAAGGCGGAGCAGCCAGCCAGUACAGCGUGUUUAUUGGCCAGAAAAUGUCAUUGACUGGCUAGGAAGAUGGCGGCCAACAUGCGUAAUGCGACAUGCGCGAGGACAGAAACUUCAAAGCUUCCGACGUAAGUGGCCCUUCUAUAUGGAUCUUUAUUCUAUGACAACACUAUUGCGACAACCUGAAUAAUUUUUGGACUUUAUUAUGUAGAUCGAGUCUCGCACACCGCUGACGAAGAAACCAAGCAACAAGAGCAUGACAGGUGGUGUGGACUAUAGUUUUAAUAUCCAAAGGUCGACUGCGAUGGACAAUGAAGAGCACGAGGAUUACUAUUGGUCUGAUAAUGAGUGAAGAAAAAAUUCUUUCUUGUCUUGAGAUUAAACGUUAUUUAGGCAAUUGUAUAUAGUAGCCAUAGCACGGUUUAGGUCUAAUCAGUGCAGCAUUAAUUUAAUACUCGUAAAAUAGAAAGAGCUUUAAUAUGGAAGUAACUCUGUGACGAUAGCUAAAUAAGCACUUUGAAACAAAUGGUAUUGUUGUUGUUAAUAAUUAACAUGCACUUAUUUGAUAUCCACUUAGAGGGCUGUUUAACAUUAUUCUACGAAGUCGAGUCGAAUAUGAGCCGAUAGCCGAUCGCUCAUAUUCAACAUGAGCUCCACCUUUGAAUUUACGUAAAUUGUUGUAAAUUGUUAAACACGUCCGAAAUUAUCGACAGGGCCUGAAAACAGACCUACGUUUCGCGACCCGCGAAUUUUAGGGCGGGCGAAACGUAGGUCUGUUUUCAGGCUACGAUACGAUAAAAUCGCGACACAUAUUGAACCCUAACCAUGUUCCCCGAUAAUCACCUCGCCUUCGGCGAAUAAUUGUUAAAUAUCCUGCUAGUAGAGAACCAAUCAGAUUGCAGAAUACCUCAUAUCCAGACCUUGUGUAUAUAAUAAUUGAUGUGAGUAAAAUAAAGCAAUUUGGUUGGCUAAUUUAGUCGUGAAUUGUUAAUGAGUUGAGAUAAUCAGUGUAAGGCCCCGUUUACAUGAGGACGGAACGAAGUCAAACCGGGACCAUUUCGUUUCGGUCAUAGUAUUAUUUAUAAUAGAUGUUUACAUGAGACCGGAACGAAAAUAACUCAGACCGGUCACCGGCAGAGGGUCACCGGUAUCAAGUCAUUCCGCCUGCUGGACCGAACCGACUUGACUUCAGACCGGCAUGAAUUCAGACCGGGAUGAAUGUAAACACAAAUAUAUUUCAGACCGGUCUCGGCUGUAACCUUGACAUUGGAACAACACAUGCUAGCAAAAGCUACCUAAAAACGAAAAUUGCUUGGCAAGAGGAAUAUAUUGAAAAUUUUGUGAUUUUCGUACCUGUCUCAUGUAAACAUGUUGAUAAUUUUAAUUUUCAUUCCGGUUUGACUUCGUCCCGGUCUCAUAUUAAAGGGGCCUAAAAGUGAUGUGCAUGCAGCAGAUAGUGGUCAACUUCAGAAAUGUUGCCAAGUACAGGGGCAAGGAAAAUAAACUUAAUAUCCACUUAUUUUUCAUCAAACAGAACAGUCUGGACCUCUACUCUCUGGCGCUACGUUUACACUACAGCGGAUACCUUUCCGUAGCGGCGUGAAAAAGCACCUAUCCGAUACGAAAUGUACAACUUUCAGAAGCUGAGCGAAACAACAUCUCUCCGUUGGAAUAAUAGACCUUUCCCCUUUUAAGUGAAAUUUUGAUCUAGACAAGUCUGGACAAAAAUUUCAUCACAGCUUGAAAGAGCAUCGCAAAAUUAGUAAUAUUCCGAAGUUUCGUU
Paramuricea clavata is the source of this 7943-nucleotide messenger RNA. The record is from the annotation of a GenBank genome assembly. Lineage: Eukaryota; Metazoa; Cnidaria; Anthozoa; Malacalcyonacea; Plexauridae.